ACCUUUCCGCAGUCUCUCAUUUUUUCCACUUUCAUUUCAAACAAACCAAAAUAUCAACUCUCUCUCUCUCUCUCUCUCUCUUUCUCUCUCACACACUCCCUUUUCUCUCACACCCCCUCCCAAUAAUGUCCUCCCCGGAGAAUCUCCCCUUAGAAACCGCCCAAAAAAUCAUCCUCCGAUGGGACUCCACCGCCUCCGAAGAAGCUCGCGAGAAAAUGAUCUUCGAUCAUACAACCAACCGCGACGAAAUCGAUCUCUACCUCCAAGCCGUCGAUGAAAUCCAACGCUCCAUAUCCUCUGCCUCCCUCUCCGAUAACCAUCACUCCAAUCCCUCCUCCACCAUCCAGAUCGCCAUGGCUCGCUUAGAAGACGAGUUUCGUAACAUCCUUAUCUCUCAUACCAACUCCAUCGAACCUCCCUUAGAUGAAGACUCUUCGUUCUCUUCUUCAACAACAGCAAAACGACAUCACGACUUCAAAAACGACGAUGAUGAAGAUAAUAACGAUGACGAUGACCAAAACGACGCUAACCUUCUGCGUUUUGAUAGUACUUGCUCUGUUGCUACCACUGCCACUUCCUCAAGCUACCGUUCUACUAGCAGCAUCCGUGAGAUCGAUCUGAUACCUUCCGAAGCGGUUUCCGAUCUCCGAUGUAUCGCCGAUAGAAUGAUUUCCUCCGGUUAUCUUCGCGAAUGUAUUCAGGUUUACGGGAGUGUGAGAAAAUCGGCUGUCGAUUUGAAUUUCAAGAAACUCGGUGUUGAGAAGCUGAGCAUAGGUGAUGUUCAGAGAUUGGAUUGGGAGCAGCUCGAGACGAAGAUUCGGAGAUGGAUUCGAGCUGCGAAGGUUUGUGUUCGAACGCUUUUCGCGAGUGAGAAGAGGUUGUGUGAACAGAUUUUUGAAGGGAUUGGUACUUCUAUUGAUGAUGCUUGUUUUAUGGAAACUGUGAAAGGUCCUGCAAUUCAGCUUUUCAAUUUCGCGGAAGCGAUUAGUAUUAGUCGUAGGUCGCCGGAGAAGUUGUUUAAGAUUCUUGACCUGCAUGAUGCUUUGAUGGAUUUGAUACCUGAUGUUGAUGUUGUUUUUGAUUCGAAGUCGUCUGAGUCGAUUAGGGUUCAGGCGGCGGAGAUUUUGUCGCGGUUAGCGGAGGCUGCUAGGGGGAUUUUAUCUGAAUUUGAGAAUGCUGUUUUGAAGGAGCCUUCUAAGGUUCCGGUUCCUGGUGGGACGAUUCAUCCUUUGACUAGGUAUGUGAUGAAUUACAUAAGCUUGAUUUCGGAUUAUAAGCAGACUUUGUAUGAGCUUAUUGUUUCGAAGCCUUCGACGGGUUCUUAUGAUCCUUCGAAUCCUGAUAUGGAUUUCGAUGAACUCGAAGGGAAACCGCCUUUGGCUAUUCAUUUGAUUUGGAUUAUUGUGAUAUUGCAAUUCAAUUUAGAGGGGAAGUCGAAGCAUUAUAAGGAUGCUUCUUUGAGUCAUUUGUUUAUUAUGAACAAUGUUCAUUAUAUUGUUCAGAAGGUUAGAGGGUCGCCGGAGUUGAGGGAAAUGAUCGGGGACGAUUAUUUGAAGAAGUUGACUGGGAAGUUUCGACAGGCUGCUACUAGCUAUCAGAGAGCAACGUGGGUUAGGGUGUUGUAUUGUUUGCGAGAUGAAGGGUUACACGGGAGUGGUGGAUUUUCUUCUGGUGUGUCGAAAAGUGCUUUGAGGGAAAGGUUUAAGGCUUUUAAUGCGAUGUUUGAGGAGGUACAUAGGACUCAAGCUGUUUGGUUGAUACCGGAUUCGCAACUUAGGGAGGAGCUUCGGAUAUCUAUAUCUGAGAAGCUGCUUCCUGCGUAUAGAUCUUUCCUUGGACGGUUCAGGAGUCAUAUAGAGAGCGGAAGACAUCCGGAGAAUUACAUUAAGUAUUCUGUCGAGGAUCUGGAGGAUGCUGUUUUGGAUUUUUUCGAAGGGAUUCCUGUUUCGCAGCACACGAGAAGGAGAUCUCAGUGAUGAUGAUGGAGUGAAAGUUUUUUGCAACUUAUUAGAAGCUAGGACAAAAGAUUCUUUUAAUUUUUUUCACUGGAGUGUUCAGGUCAUUUUUAGUGCUGCUGCUAGUUAAUCUGAGAUUUCUGUUGCAAGCUCUCUAUCUCGAGUGCUUCCAUGAUUCGCCAUCAAGGAUUCUUCUCAGGAAGAUUGGUAUGGCUUAUGAAAAGCCGAAGUAGUUCUCAGCCUGAAUGCUGCUUCAUGUAAGCAUGUUAUUUGAUUUCAUACCACAUUCUAGAUUUUGUUUCUUCAUUUUGUUUAUAUUGGAAUCUAUUGUUGUUUGUGUGGUUUUGUUAAUUAUUAAUCUUUAAGGUUACUCAGAAAGGUGUUUCCUUUGUAGCUUCAAAAGGAAUUCUAUACAAUGUGAUAGUUUUGGAAA
This is a messenger RNA of Vicia villosa (hairy vetch), 2388 nucleotides long. RefSeq names its product exocyst complex component EXO70A1. The coding region runs from base 126 to 1976 and encodes 616 amino acids. Gene Ontology annotation, molecular function: phosphatidylinositol-4,5-bisphosphate binding. The transcript has a single exon. Gene Ontology annotation, biological process: exocytosis. Lineage: Eukaryota; Viridiplantae; Streptophyta; Magnoliopsida; Fabales; Fabaceae. The record is from RefSeq and is a predicted model, not a curated record. Gene Ontology annotation, cellular component: exocyst.